Molecule: messenger RNA, 285 nt
Organism: Cinara cedri
Lineage: Eukaryota; Metazoa; Arthropoda; Insecta; Hemiptera; Aphididae
Source: the annotation of a GenBank genome assembly
AUGGAACGAGCAAAAGUUCUGAUGGAAAAAUUAAGGGAUACAGUGGGAGAAGGACCUCACAGGGAAACAAUAGAAAAUAAUAGGAUAAUAGUUGAAUGUUUAGGAUACCAUAUAAGGGAAAUCAACAGAAUGACAAUAUAUCCAUACACCCCGGAUGAAUUAAGAGAAGUAGUCUGUCCGAUAUUAUGUUUUAUAAACCAUCUGAUAAUAAUAAGGGAAGAAACGUAUUUUGAAGGAUCAGUAUGUGAAAACCUAGCGAGAGACCUCCAGGAGGUCAGUAAAUGA